GAUGUUAAGUGUAAACGUUUAUAUUCGUCUAGAGAUAUUGGUGGAACGAGUAGAACACAUAGCAUUUGAUUACAAGAACCAAUAGAAUAUACCAAAAAGGAAUCCUUGCAGAAAAUAGAUUGUUAGAUGGAUUUCUCUCAGCGCGACGACAAGAUAAACUCUAUUCAGCCAAAACUAGGUUUACACUGGUAUAUAUGGUCUGGUUAAGUGCAUCAUCCUAUGAGGCAACGUUGCCGUGGAAGCCGCAGACGCCAGUCUAGGGUGGCCAACCUAAUUUUGAAAUCCCACUUUAACAGAAAAGCCCUGCAGCCAAUGAAAGCGGGUUUCGAUAAAUUGGAAACUAAUCAGAUCAUCCAGGGGGCGGGACUAAAGCAAUCCUCAGGACGAGAGAAGGUAACUGCUACCAGGAGAGUGUCAGAUGAAAUCCAGCGAGCAGCUAGUGCACAGUUCAUUUACACUGAAAUAACUUGAAACACAGGCAGGUGUUUGCAUGAAGGUUAACGACGAAGCCUCAAACAAGAUUUUAUUCCAUCUACGGAUAUUUUCUCGUUACCCAGACAAAGGAAUUGAUAGAGUUGGGGCUCCCUCUUUUUGCCAUUCUGCAUUGCAAACACAUGGACACGUGGAAGGAGGGUCUUUAAACUGAAGAAGAACAAACCAGGCUGCUUAAAAUAACCCAAACCUCGAUUUAUCUCUUCGGAAUGAAUCUUCUUUUGGUAACUGGGUGAAAUGCCUUGACCUUACUCCACCCCCAUACCAUGGCAGGUUUAGUCUCCUCUGUGGGUUUGGUGGUGAUGCUCAAGGCUCUAAUGCAAGUCCAUGGCCUGCAUGCAGUGUUUCUGGGGAUGACAGUGUUGGCAACAGUGAUUGCUGCUGACUCACCUUUUGCAGAUGAACCUCUGCUGGACUCCACACACCAUCCCAUGGGAUUUCUUGGAGAUGUUCCAAGUUCAACAGAGUUGUUACCGUCCGCCUUACCAGCCACAAAUUAUACUGCCUUUGAGAGUACAGACUCACCUCGAGCUCUGGCAUCCAUUUCUGAACCAAACAAAUAUUUCCAGAAGGGACAAGUUGCUUCUGAAAACUACAAAUCCUUAACAGACCUCCUUGCAGAAGAAGCACAUCCUCUUUCCGUUCCAUCAUUAAACCCCACCGAACCUGUGCUACGGUAUAGUCCACAAUUUGCAGCACCAGCUAAACUCGACACAGACUGGAAGGUGGCCAGGACAAAUUCUGCCAAGCAAUCUUCCUCUCUCUCUCCAACACCUACAAGAUCCCAACUGCAGCCUCAGUCAAAUAUGUUCAUAGCGUCUUUAAGCCCUUCUGCUUUUACAAGCUCAACACCUCAACUUGUACAGAAAGGAACUUUUAGCAAGCAACAGGAUGGUGCAUUAGACCAAACACUGGCAACCAUGACCUCACCUCUUGGUCAGCCCCUUGAGACCCCUGAACUGGCUUUUGCUGACUCUCUGACAAAUCAGCCUUACAGUAAUAUACUUGAUGUGAACCAGCAAAGCCCCAGGAGUGCCCCCUUGGAGGAGAACAAACCAGCACGUGACAUAAACAUGCAGAAACAUCCAGAUGAGAUUUUGGCCCCUGGUUUUGAUGUGCCUUUUAUUGCCCCCUAUCCUACUUUACCUUCAUCUGAACGCACUGAGGUCUCUCCAGAGGACUUCUACCCCACCAACACCAUGGAACUGGACUGGGGAUCUGGGGACUACUUGGAGACAAUGUCAUUCUUAGAUUCCAAUGGAGAGGACUACUCUCUGGUCACCAAGGUGCCCUCUGACUCGUAUGAUCUAGAGGAUUAUACAGAAAGUUACGACACAUCCUUCCCCUCCAGAGUGGGUAUAUCCCCUUCAUCUUUGCAUCCUCUUAAUUUCUCACCUUCCCCCAGCCUAACGACAUCAUACAGCACCAUUGUUCCACUAACGUCCAUAAUUCCCUCAUCUUUUUCCUCUGUAAUUCACUACACACUGGAACCUACUGCCGCAGCUAACAGUGACAUGCCCGAUGUGUCGGACAUAGAUUGGCCCGAUGCUUUUACGAUUCAUCCGACAGAUGUUCUCUUACCUGACAUGAACAGCUUGGAGUAUUACACCACUCAGCUGACCAAGGAGAACAACACUUCAGACGCUGGAGCUGAACACAGAGGGAACGUUUCUGUAGUGUCCAUCAGUGCUACAGACAUCACACCCACCAGCAGCUUCACCAAUGAAACCAAACUGAAUGAGGAUGAGUCCUCCAGUGAUCUGUCAGGGUUUGAGCCUCACGAUGAAUCAACCACAAUAGUAACCACAGAGGAGAGUCCUCAGCUGGCCAAUGCCUCUGAGCCAUUUCUGGAGCCUUCCAUAUUCCCAACCCACUUCGCUGAUCUGUCUUUGUCCACCUCGGGCAGUCAGGUGUCCACCACAGAUUGGUCUGCACCUACCCUAACUGUUGGCAUAGACAGCACUGCAUUAACAAAAGCUAUACUACCUAGUAGCACGCCUCUGCUGCCUGAUGAUGUGAUGUCUUCUUCCUCUCUGACAGAUGUCCAUUGGUUUGUUACAGAGUCAGUUGCAGAAAGUACCAAACACACCACUGUCUUAACUGCAACCGUAGCCUUCUCUCCUGUUCCCACUGAACCUGCUGCCAACACCACCAAUGGUACAACAGAAUUAACUCCCCAAGACUCUACUUUCACAGCUCAAACUCUCAGUAUCACUUUAGUUUCAACUGAAUCAACAUCUAAUGUUAGUUUGGUCCCCCCAGACGUGUUGGGCGAUCAGGGGGUGACUGAAGAUGGAGCUGACAUCCCAGCCACAAUGACCUUGAUCCCAACUAGCAGUGAAGCUAAUACAGUCUCAGCUGUACCCACAACUACACCUGCCACUACUACUUCUCAUCAAGCCACAACUAGAACUACUGCUGCCACUGAAGCCUCAACUAGUGUCAACAUCAUCUCUACCACAAGUGGAAAGACGACUACAGCGACAACAUCAAGGCAGUACCUCUGCAACCUGGACAAGCCUGCUUACUUAGUAAAAAUUGGUUUCCCCUCCGGUGCAACUGUUGGAUAUGCCAAAUCUCAAGUGAAAGAUAUACUGAAAGGGGAAUUCAACAAGUCAGUGGAGCUGCAGGUUGUGGACGCCCCACCAAGGUUUGUGUUUCGGGCAGUGUCUGGUCCAGUUGUAUACACAGCAGUAUCCAUCAUCAAUGCUGUACGAAGGUCUGGGCGCCGCUUCCUGUCUGUGUCUCCCAGCUGGACAACACCAGACCAUAAAUAUCAAAUCCACACAGUGCUGCAGUUUGUUCCCAGUCACAUAGAUGUGCGGUACUGCAACUUCAGUGAAAGUAUAGAAAAAGGAUUGACCAUGGCCUUUGCAGAAGUGCGACGGCGCUCAAAGGAGUCAACUAACUUCACAGUGCAUAUUGUUAACAUCACCAUGGCAGCUCCCGAAUAUCAGGAACAGCAGCUAACGAGGCAGCCAGUGGACAUUACCUUCACUAUACGUGGAUCAGGGGGCUAUCUGAUGGGUUCAGAGGUCAGCAAUGCGCUGAUGAAGCUCACAGUGGUGGAAUUCAGCUUUUACAUGGGCUUUCCUGUACUGCAGAUUGCUGAGCCUUUCCAUUAUCCAGAGUUGAAUACCAGCCAGCUGCUUCGCUCCUCAUGGGUUAGAACAGUGCUCUUGGGAGUGCUGGACCAGAAGGUGGGUGAGAGGACCUUCCAAGCCAACAUGGAGCGCCGGGUGGCCAUGUUACUCGGGGAGGCAAUGGGAUUAGUCAGACGAGUUAAGAGAGCCACCACCAUAGGCAACAACAGUGUUCAGGUUGUAAGUGCAAGCCGACUGGUGGGAGUGGACCAUCCCUUGGAGAUAGUGUAUUUUGUGGAGGGUCCCAGUGGUCAGAGGAUGCCUGCAGAUGAAGCAGCAAACCUACUCAACAGCAUGGAUGUUCAAAGGGCUGCCAUCAUCUUAGGAUAUCGUGUCCAGGGAAUUUUGGCACAGCCUGUGGAGAAGGUGGCGUCCUCGCCAUCUGACGGCGAGAACACCAACUUGUGGAUCGUCAUUGGGGUGGUGAUUCCCCUCCUCGUGGUCAUUGUCAUCAUUUCUAUCCUGUACUGGAAACUUUGUCGGACAGACAAGUUGGAGUUCCAGCCGGACGCCAUGACCUCCAUCCAACAGAGACAGAAGUCUACUACCUCACUCAGAGAAUCAAGGACCUCCCUUCUCCAGACACUGCAUCCAACUAAAAAAGAUAAAAAAGAUUUUAUUGAGAGGGAGUAUGAGGAAGAAGAGGAGGAAGAGGAGGAGGAAGAGGAAGAAGAAGAAGAGGUGAAGGCGAAGGAGGUUAAAAGGUGGAAGAGACCUGUAGCUCUUCCCAAGAGCAAACAGAGUAUGAGCAGUGAAGAGGAAGAGGAAGAAGAAGAAGAGGAGGAGGAGGAGGAGCAGGAGGAGGAGGAGGAAGAAGGAGAAGAGGAAGAGGAGGAGGAGGAGGAAGACGAGGACAAAGAUAAGGAAAAAGAGAGCUUCAGAAAGACAGGAAUUAAACCAGAGGAGCAAAGAAGACAAGGGAGCAAAGCAGUGACAAUGAAAACAGGGGCAAUGAAGAAAGAAGACAGAAUGAAGGGGUUAACUAAAGGGAGGAGAGCCAAGGAGGAGUUGCAGGCUCCAAGUGUGAAAGGCUUUGACUUUGCCAAGCUUCAUCUUGGCCAGCAGAGUAAGGAAGAUGUCAUGGUGAUUCAGGAACCUCCAGAUUCUGGCCCUGUACCCCUGCCUGUGUCCACUAAAGAUGGUCUUAGUCCGUCUGAGAAUGGGGAGAUCCCUACUCCCAUAUCCAAAAACUCAGCCUCCUCCACCAAGGCUUCUCGCAGCGGUCGAAGACGAGGAAGGAUCUCGCCAUCUGACGGUGAGUCUGUGGUAAGUGACCAUUCCAGUGAGCGGGAAUCAACUGAGGAGAACCUGAGAGGCCACGCCACGCCCAGCGACAGCAAGCAGACCCGUAAGGUCCCCAUCAAUGUUUUAAAUGGUCCUCCUCCCAUGAACGGUACAAGCGAGCAGUUGUCUUCGGCCUCCAUCUUUGAACAUGUUGAUCGGAUGUCUCGUGCCGCAGAUGCAAGCAGGAGACUCCCCAACAAAGUUCAGCUUAUCGCCAUGCAGCCCAUGCCUGUCCCACCACUGCACAGCCCAGCUAUCAAUGGCAAGCUGUCUGACACCAGUCAAAUCAACAAAGAGAUCCAGGUAGCACUGAGGCACAAGUCAGAAAUUGAGCACCAUCGUAACAAGAUACGCCUGCGUGCCAAGAGGAAAGGCCACUACGACUUCCCUGCCAUGGAUGACAUGACAAGCAGCCUUGGAGAUGCGAAGAACCAGGAUCGCAUUUAUCAGAAAGCACAGAUACAGAUCGAUAAGAUCCUGGACCCAGAUGCCCAGAUGGCUUCCAUCUUUAUGGGAUCCAAGAAAAGUGGUCGAGGAAGGCGCUCUCCAAAACAGAGGAUGAAGGAGCAGCUGAACGGAGGCAUGAUGGAUGCAGACAAAGACCACCUCAUCACUGAAGACAGUGAGGCUGCUUACAGAAAGUGUCCUGGAGUCAACAAUGUGGCCUAUGUUUCGGAUCCUGACCAAGGCCAGGGGUCCCCUCACAGGAGCCCUUCCCCCACCGAUGAUGUCUUCCUGGGUCCUGCUGCCUCUCCUCCAGGCCAUGCCCCUCCCCCACCCCCCUACAUGCCUCCGCAGCCCUCCAUUGAGGAGGCGCGGCAGCAGAUGCACUCCCUGCUGGACGAUGCCUUUGCGCUAGUGUCGCCCACCUCUCAGGGCAGCACAGCAGGGAUCACUCUCCCAGGGGUCAGUACCAACGCCCCUGUAUCCAGCCCUCCAGGCCGCGGCCCUAGGCCUUGGGGGCCCUCGUACCCACCUCUUGGCCCUUACCCUGGUAGGUUCACUGAGUUGGGAAUGUCCCCUCCGUCUGUCCAAGGCCUGAUAACAAGGCAGGGCCUUGGCUCAAGCUACCUGCCACCAGGAGAAACAGCAGGGCAGUGUGAGCAGCUCCAGCCAGACAGCCUGUACUCCAGCAGGGGCCUUUAUGCUGAUGAGCUUCCCUCAUCUGCCAGACCGCGACCAGUAGGAGGAACUACAGGCGCCCAGCUCCAUCAUCUCACACAGGUGGGGUUGUCCAGCCGGAUGAAUGGUUACCCAGCAGGUGUCAGGGCUCCUCCAGGCCACAACGGAGGCAUUGGCUGGAACCACUACCAUGAUGAUAAUUUCUCCAGGACAGAGCCUGAAAAAGAAGCAAUGCCCAGAAGUAGUAUCAGAGAGCCUUCGGCACCCCCUGUCCACCUAGACACCCCUGGGGUGGGCUAUCUGUCAGCCCCACAGCCCCUGGACACGUCGCCUCCUACCCACUCCUCUGCCUCCCUGAUCAAGGCCAUCAGGGAGGAGCUGUUGCGUCUCUCCCAGAAACAGGCAGCUGUGCCCAGCUACCACAGCUGAAGCCCCAGCCUCUGGUCUCUUGCUCUAACCAGUCAUGCCACUGACCCUGCCUGCCUGCUUUGCCUAAUCUGACAAUACUUCCUAUGGAAGUCCCUGAAGGUGUACAGCAGAGAGAUAGUCCUGCUAAACUGAAGUGAUGAGGUGGCUAACAGAGAUUUUACCUGAAGAGGCCGCCCUCGUGAAGAACUGAGUGACAGGAUGGUUGAUACAGCUCUGAGACUAUUCAGAGAACAGAAUCAGAUCAGCUACAGUAUCUCAUCAUAGACAGUGUAAUGAAAUGAAGAACAAUAUGAUCAGUAUAUGCUGGACCUUUUUAAAUGAGAUGACAUGUCUGGAUUGUCCAUGUGUCUCUGUUCUGCACUUCAUUGUGGAUCAGAGAAAGAUCAUGCCAUGUUGUGGCCACUUGUUUGAAAUUUUGCUGCAUUUCUCCAAAAUCAGUAUUUUUCUGUAAUAGUUUCAUUCUCAUACUGCCUUCGCUGAACAGAAAUACCCCCUAAGACACAUACCAUAUUAAGAUUUUUUGUUUUUACAUUUGUUUUCCAGUGCAGGCUUGUAACCUCGUUUUUACCAUCAGGUGCUCCUUCCUGUUUUCUGCCAUGAUGAGCCAUGCUAUGCCUUGACACUGUGAUGUCAUUCACCUGACCCAGUCUACUGUACAAGCCUACAGUGAGGUCAUAGUUCACAGCCAGCGAGCCAGUUCAGACAGUAGUCACGAUGGGGCAUCCAUGCAGACUAAUAACACUUAUAAACACUACCUAUUCUUGCUUCUUACUCUUACUCACUGCAGUAGCACAGAGUUAGUCUGAGUUGAUUUUUUUUUUACCUUUUCUCUUACAGUACAUACUUUAGAUCCUGUGCUUUUAUUUAUGUCCAGUAGCUAACAGAUGAACAUGAUAAAAUGACCUUGACAAAACUUUAAUCUUCAAACAUGACUUCAGAGGCACAAAUGUGUUCCAAAUAAUAAAUGAACAAUUUGUGUAUCUACUUGACAAUUAGGGCGUACUGUCUUAUUUGGUUGUAAUUUGAUGCACUGUAUGCAGACUACUUGGUACAGCUCAGGUCAUCCAGAAAGAGAUUCCUUGCGGACAAAUCAGUGUUAAGACAUUUUGAUAGGUUAUGUGGAAGAGCAGUUAAUGAGUCUUACAGAUCAAUAAUCUGUUUUACCAUUAACUUGUAUUGACUUUGUUUUGAACAACCUUCUCUGUUUGAUGCAGUAUUCAAAGUCUGUUUGGCCUUUUUGUUAGCACAGGAAGGAAAAAACGUGUACUGUAUUUGUUGUCAUUUGGUUUAUUUCAUGUCAUGUUUAUGUGAUUUUUAAAUUUCUUUGGAUUUACCUUGCCUCGUGUAAUUUUUCUUAGUCAUUGUACUGGUAGGAAAUCGUUACAGGUUACCUUAUUUUACAUAACCCUCCCACAACAUGUUGUGAUGUUUCAGAGCCUGAGGUGAUAUUUUAUUUAAAUAAAAAUAAAAGAGAAAAUAGUGGAUUUUAAAAGCAGGGCUUGGAAAUAUGAUUUGGAGCGUGAAUCAAUACUAUGUGGCGGGCUAGAAAUAUUCCCCAAACAGGCAUUGAUGUUAGGCAGCGAGCUGAUACGUUCUACACGUUACCAGAGCGUCCUUCCCAUCCUUUUUUUUCUUUGCUAUGUGAUGUGCCUUUUGGACACACCUGAGCAGAUGACAUUUUCUGUGUGACCCAUUUUAUUGUCAUUCAUUCAGUCACCUUGUAUCAAAGAUUGUGAUUAGCCUAAAUUACAACAACAUUUAGUAUUAAAAAAAGAUGUAAAUAUGACAUAAUGGGUAUUGAUCUGCUGCAGAUGAAAUUUCAUCCAGCUAACGGUGAUCAAACAUUGUUUCGAGUUUCCUUGGGUUCAUUUCUGGUUUUCCAUUUCACCUCUGACGCUCAUGUUUUCUUUGUUACCAAUUUCACACUGUAUGCCUCCAUCUGCUGGUUCUGUACUGUAACAACAGCCCAUCCACUUGUGUUCAUCCUCAGUUUAAUUAUUACUGUUUUUAUGAUGAUGUUGCUUUGUGUUUUUUUCAUCUGUUUCGAUGUCUUGUAAUCUGUGGAAAUGAUCUGUUGGCUGGCCCAACUUUAUGUUUGAUGUUGCAUGCUUAAUUAUUGUAUUUCUUUUGAUUGUUUUUGCGCAUGCUGUUCCAAAAUUCUUGAAAUACAAACAAGAAAUUGU
Messenger RNA from Scatophagus argus, 8653 nucleotides. RefSeq names its product UPF0606 protein KIAA1549. The transcript is spliced from 23 exons. Bases 759 to 6470 code for a protein of 1903 amino acids. Lineage: Eukaryota; Metazoa; Chordata; Actinopteri; Scatophagidae. The record is from RefSeq and is a predicted model, not a curated record.